AUGAGUGAAGAGAUAGACAAGCAUGUCCUAAGAAAGUACGAGAUCCUUCAGAAGCUCGGAAAGGGCGCCUAUGGCAUUGUUUGGAAAGCUGUUGACAAGAAGAGCAAGCAGACGGUGGCGCUGAAGAAGAUCUUUGAUGCCUUCCAGAAUGCAACGGAUGCUCAGAGAACGUUUCGAGAGGUGAUGUUCCUGCAGGAGCUGACCACUCACGAAAACAUUGUCAAGUUGUUGAACGUCCUCAAAGCGGAGAAUGAUCAGGAUCUGUACCUGAUCUUCGAAUUCAUGGAGACCGACUUGCACGCUGUGAUCCGGGCAAAUAUCCUGGAGGAGAUUCACAAGCAGUACACGAUGUACCAGCUAUUCAGGUGUCUCAAAUACAUGCACACAGCGGAGCUCCUUCAUCGAGACAUAAAACCUAGCAACCUCCUGUUGGAUUCUGAGUGUCAAGUCAAGGUCGCCGACUUUGGUUUGGCCCGGUCGGUCGCGCAGCUCAAGGACGAGGCAGGGCCUAACCCUGUGUUGACGGACUACGUGGCGACCAGGUGGUACAGGGCCCCAGAGAUUCUAUUGGGAUCGGCCAAGUAUACAUUUGGGGUGGAUAUAUGGUCCAGCGGCUGCAUUUUGGGGGAGCUUUUGGGGGGCAAGCCCAUGUUUCCAGGCAGCUCCACAAUCAACCAGCUAGAAAGAAUAUUAGAAAUCACCGGCCGGCCAAGCAAGGACGACGUUGACGCCAUUGGCUCGCCCUACGCAUCUACCAUGUUAGAAAGCCUCUCGCCGCCCGCGAAACGGUCGCUGCGCGACUUGUUCCCGAGCGUGUCGCCCGAAGCGGAGGACCUGCUUAGAAAACUGCUCCAGUUCAAUCCGCACAAGCGCAUCACGGCAGAGGAGGCCCUCCGGCAUCCGUACGUUGCUCAAUUCCACAAUCCAACCGACGAACCCGCCUGCGAUCACAUCAUUACCAUCCCCCUCAAUGACAACCUCAAAAUCUCUCUGCAAGAGUACCGGGAAAAGCUCUACGGGGAGAUCGUAAAGCGGAAAAAGGAGAUUCGGAGGAAGGAAAAGGAGCGAGCAUCCAGUCACUCAAGAACCCAUGCCAGAAGAUCAAGCACGAAGUAG
Klebsormidium nitens is the source of this 1116-nucleotide messenger RNA. The record is from the annotation of a GenBank genome assembly. NCBI's taxonomy places the organism in Eukaryota, Viridiplantae, Streptophyta, Klebsormidiophyceae, Klebsormidiales, Klebsormidiaceae.